AGAAUAAAGUGAUAAUAAAACCAUAAAAUUGGCUUCGUCUCCCUCAUUUUCUGUUUAUGGGUAUCGCCUCUUUCUCUCUCCCUCUUCCUCGUGCUUCUUGCCCCUUUCUCUCCCACUCCGACUCUUCUCUCUCUCGCCAACGAAGACCCUUUUCUCCUCUGGUCUCGUCGAAGAGAGAGAUUGUGUUUUGAUCUUCUUAUUGUUUAUCUUUUUUAACAGAUUUUUUUUAUUUGAGAAAAUGAAAAUGGAGAUUUCAAGGGUUUUGUUCUUCGUUUUGGGGGUUGAUUCUUUAUUUUUUACGAUUAGGGCUCAAUCUUCUGCUCCAGCUUCCGCUCUCACCAUCGAUGGAUGGAUAUAAAAUUCGAGUUGGUGAUUGUGCAUUAUUUAAGCCACCCCAGGAGUCCCCCCCAUUUAUUGGAAUAGUACGUAAGUUGACAUUAGACAAGAAGGACACUCUAAGUUUAAGUGUAAAUUGGCUUUAUCGACCUGCUGAUAUAAGUCUUGCAAAAGGUAUAUCGCAUGACGCGGCACUGAAGGAGGUCUUUUAUACCUUUCACAAGGAUGAGAUUCCUGCUGCAUCGUUACUCCAUCCCUGUAAAGUUGCAUUCCUUCGUAAAGGUGUUGAACUUCCUCCAGGGAUAUCCUCAUUUGUAUGCAGACGAGUUUAUGACAUUGAGAACAAGUGUUUAUGGUGGUUAACUGAUAAAGACUGUAUUAAUGAACGACUAGAAGAAGUAGAUAAGCCAUUAGACAAGAGAAUACUAGAAAUGCAUGGGGCCGCGCAACCCGGAGGCCGUUCUCCAAAAUCAUCGAAUGGUCCUUCAUCAACACCGCAAUUAAAAUCUGGUUUUGAUAUUGUACAAAACAACACACCCUCUUUUUCUUCACAGGCUAAGGGAAAAAAGAGGGAGCGAGGUGAUCAAGGUUCUGAUACUGUGAAACGAGAGCGUUUAGCUAAAGUAGAAGAUGGCGAUUCAGGUCAAUUUAGGCCUGAAAAUAUGUUAAAGUCUGAGAUAGCUAAGAUAACUGACAAAGGAGGGCUUGUGGACCUUUCUGGUGUUGAAAAGUUAGUUCAGCUCAUGCAAUCUGACAGUGCUGAGAAGAAAAUAGACUUGGCUGGCAGAAUAAUGCUUGUUGAUGUGAUUGCAGUCACGGAGAGAUAUGAUUGUCUUGGACGAUUUGUUCAGCUUAGGGGCUUACCUGUGUUGGAUGAAUGGCUUCAAGAGGUCCAUAAGGGGAAAAUUGGUGACAGUUGUCCCGAAGAUAGUGAUAAAUCUGUUGAGGAAUUUCUUUUGGCAUUACUCCGGGCGCUUGAUAAGCUGCCCAUAAAUCUGCAUGCCCUUAAGAGUUGUAAUGUGGGCAAAUCUGUUAAUCAUUUGCGUAGUCAUAAGAAUUCUGAAAUUCAGAAGAAAGCUAGGACUUUGGUUGACACAUGGAAAAGGCGUGUUGAAGCUGAGAUGAAUGUGAGUGAUGUUUCCAAAUCUGGACAGGGUCGUGGUGUUUCAUGGCCCAACAAGCCUGCAUCGUCUGAAGUUUCUCAUGUUGGGAGCAAAAAAAAGGGGAAUACUGCUGAGGUUGGCUCAAAGUGCUCCAAUGUACAACCUUCUGUCUCUAAAGCUCAUCAGGUUAAGCUUGGUUCUGGGGAUGCUGCUUCCAAGGCAUCUGCAACUCCUGGAUUAACUAAACCGACAAGUGCAUCUGUGGGUACGUUUUCGAACGAUCAGAACUUCAGAAUGUUAGUUGCUGUAGGUUCCUCAGAUCUUCCUUUGACACCAAUUAAGGAGGAAAAAAGUAGCAGUUCUAGUCAGUCCCAGAACAACAGCCAGUCAAGUGACCAUGGGAAAACAGUGGGUUCAUCAUGUAAGGAGGAUGCAAGGAGUUCAACAGCUGGUUCUGUGUGUGUGAAUAAUGUUUCUAGCAGUGGUUCUCGCCAUCGUAAAGUAAUUAAUGGCUUUCAAGAAUCUGCUAUUGCAGGAGGUCAGAAGGAAAUCGGGUCAGGUAAAGCUAGUACGCCAAGUAGAAAUGUGACUCCUGAAAGACCAACUACUGGAGAGUCCCUUGAGAAACUUGCUGAUGUUUCUCCUGCUGACCACAGUAAUAAUAGACUCAUUGUAAGGUUUUCAAACACUGGUCGGAGCCCUGCUAGAGGUGCCUCUGGAUCUUCUUUUGAAGACUCUGUUGCCGCAUGUGGCAGAGCUUCUCCUCCUGUGAAAAAGCUUGAUAAUCAUGAUAAAAAGCCUAAAGGUCGAAAUGAUGCUGUCCGUGCUAAUAUUUCUUCAGAUAUAAACUCAGAUUUGUGUCAAGGAAAGGAUGGUGGGUUUGAAGAAUCUGCAGUUCCUGCUUAUGUAGAGCAUCAAAGGGCUGGUGAAGAUGGUGAAAAAUCAACAGAAGCAUCUAAAGCAGCUGGUUCAUUGUCAAAUAUAAUUUCAAGGUCUGGGAAAUCGUACGAGGCUUCUUUAACCUCCAUGGAAGCUUUACUUGAAAGUUGUGCAAAGAUUUCUGAAGCAAGUGCUUCUACUUCACCUAUGGAUGAUGGGGGGAUGAAUUUGCUCGCUAGUGUGGCUGCAGGAGAAAUAUGUAAAUCUGGUAAUGUGUCACCAUCAGCUUCUCCGGUGAGAAAUCCAUCUACGCCAGAGGGAUCAAGCUCAGGCAAUGAUGGAAAGGUGAGACAAUUAGGGGAGGUUUCUCUAGCCAAGUGUCAAUCUAUUGGGGGGGUUAGUGGUUGUUCCCCUUCAGAGCCGGGUACUACGGUCGACUCUUCACUUGCUAAAAAUGAUUCAAGAAAUAUUGUUAGUGGCGGUCCAACCAAUGAUUCUGGAGAUAUGAAAGGAGAUUUGGAUGGUUCUUCGAGUUUACAAGAAAAUGUAGAUUCCUUAAAAUUGUCUGCUCAUAAACCCAGUGAACCAUACGAUGUUUCUGUAACCAUACCUGCUGCUAGAGAAGAAGGUUAUACGGAUGCUGCAGGAGCUUACCAGAUUCAAGAGCAAAGAAAAUUUGGAGUUCGUAGGACAAGAAGUAUCAGCAGUUUUGAUCAUAAAUCAAAACCAGAAACUUCAUCUGAUGAGGAUAAAAAAGUUGAUAGUAAGAAAGCUUUUAAUGGAGAUGGGAGAACUGUGGAAGACAGUGUGCCAAUGGCAUCUGAAGCUCAUUCUGGGAGUGCAAAAGUCGAGAAGGAUAAUGAAACAUCAGCUUACUCAUCUUCAGAGUUGGGUCGUGGGGAUCAGAACACUGACAAGGAGUUAGGUAAUGAUGUUUCAACAGAACAGAAGCCAUCUCUUGAGACAGUAAGUAAUGCUGAACCCUUGGACGGGAAAAGUGAUAAUCCCUUGCAUUCUUCUGGCUCUGGAAAUACUUUGAAUGCGGAGUGUAAUGGUGAAAAGACUGAUAAUCUCAAGACUGGCAUCUUAGCUGAGGGGACAGAUGGACAAGCUGGGGAUUUACGUACUACUUUUGAUCAUGAAAAAGAAUCUGUUGGUCAUGUUUCAGUUGCUUCAUCUCCCAAAAUUGAGGUUCAUGCAAUUGUUGGGCAAGAAAGUGAACAUGGGAAGUCUAACAGGCAGAAGAUAGAUGGUUUGGAGUCAACUAAGACAGAGGAACAACAACCUUCCACUGCGAAUGCUUCUUGCCAUGAUUCUGUUGUAAAACUGGACUUUGAUUUAAAUGAAGAUUUUCCUUCUGAUGAUGCGAGUAACGAGGACCUUGUGAAAAUGGGAGAACAUGGAAGUUCAGCAGGUAUUCAUUUGCCUUGCACUUUACCUUUUCCAAAUUCAUCUACUUCUUGGGGUUUCCCAUCUUCAAUUACUGUGGCUGCUCCUGCCAAAGGAGCAUUUAAUCUUCCAGAAAACCCUUUGCAAAGUAAGGGUGAACUUGGAUGGAAAGGGUCAGCAGCUACAAGUGCAUUUCGGCCUACCGAACCCAAAAAAACCAGUGAUGCAAUUGACUCUACUGUUAGCAAACAAGGUUGUGCUCCUUUGGAUUUUGACUUGAAUGUAACCGAUGACGCAGCUUAUGAGGAUGAGUCUGGACCUUGUGUUCGUGCUGCUGCUGGAGGACUUGAUCUUGAUUUGAAUAGAGCUGAUGAGAGUCCUGAUGUUGAGCUAUUUUCUGGUAGCAACCAUGCUAGGUUAGAAAUGGCGUCUUUACCUGCUAGAUCAUCAUUAAGUGGGUUAUCUAUUGGUGCGGUUAAUGAUUCCAGAGACUUUGAUUUGAACAAUGGGCCAGGGCUUGAUGAUGUUGGUGCUGAAGCAGCACAAUUUGUUAAGCCUAUCAAAAGUAGUUUGCCAUCGACAGGACCUGUUGGAAUAAGAGUCAACAACACAGAUUUUGGGAACUUUUCAUCAUGGUUCCCUCCUGGCAAUGCUUAUUCAGCCAUCACUGUUCCGCCAAUUUUUCCUGGUAGAGGGGAGCAGAGUUAUGGGCCUCCGGCUGGGUUACAGAGGGUCUUGUGUCCUCCUACUGCGAGCUCCUCAUUUGUUCCUGAGAUUUACAGGGGUCCAGUGCUUUCGUCAUCCCUUGCAGUUCCAUUUUCACCUGCCGGCCAAAUUCCAUAUCCAGGAUACCCUUUUGAAACUAGUUAUCCGUUGUCAUCCAACUCCUUUUCAGGUUGUUCAACAGCAUAUAUGGACUCUUCCUCCGGUGGACCGCUUUGUUUUCCUACCAUUCCCUCACCUCUUCUUGGGCCUGCAGAUGUAGUCCCAUCUGCUUUCGCUCGUCCAUAUGUUAUGAACCUACCAGGAGGUGCUAGUAACAUUGACCCUGAUGGUAGGAAAUGGGGAAGUCAAGGUUUGGACCUUAAUGCAGGACCUGGGAGCGUAGAUGCUGAACGAAGAGAUGAGAGGCUACCUGCAGGGUUGAGACAAUUUUCUGUUUCAAGUUCACAGGCCCUUGUGGAGGAGCAGCUAAAGAUGUUUCAGGUUGGUGGUGUAUUGAAGAGAGCAAAACCUGAUGGUGGACUUGAUCCAGUGGAUAGAAUUAGCUACAAACACCCUUCGUGGCAGUAGGGUUGGGUUGCGAUGAGAAAAACCUCGGAAUCUGUUUAGGCCUGCUCUACAAGACGAGUGUCAGAACUCUGGUAAUUUGAACGAUCAGAUUAUGGAGGUGAAGCCCAAGAGUUCGUCUUGCUGAACACUGCCAUACCACCAUCUCUUAACUUUGGAAAAUUAUGGCCCUGGAAUCAGUCAAGAUGCUAAAUGAAUCAUUUUGUUGCAGAUAAGUUCCCCCGUGUAGAUAUCUAACUCACGAUUAAAAGGAAAAAAAGCAUGUUUGUUGUGCUGCCUAGGAACUAUGAAAUUGGUGUAGAUAUUGAUCCAUUUUAAAGGAGGGGAUUGGAUUGUACGAACUGUUCAGGCUGUGGCCGGCAUGUAUCUUCUGUCUGUCAAAUUUUUCUUUCCCACCUUCCAGUUACAAAUAUAGUUAUUUACUUUAGUCAUGACUGUCGAAUUUUUGUUACUUGAAAAGAAAUCAUUCUGGUUAUUGAUAUUUGCA
Messenger RNA from Cannabis sativa, 5484 nucleotides. RefSeq lists its product as uncharacterized. Gene Ontology annotation, molecular function: chromatin binding. The record is from RefSeq and is a predicted model, not a curated record. Gene Ontology annotation, cellular component: nucleus. Bases 345 to 5000 code for a protein of 1551 amino acids. The transcript has 4 exons. Lineage: Eukaryota; Viridiplantae; Streptophyta; Magnoliopsida; Rosales; Cannabaceae.